UUGAAAUAAAUUUAUUUUAACUUUAAUUAAAAUAUAAAACGUUAUCUGAAAAUCAAACCUAAAAAUCGGCGGCUGAUCUGACAGACAUUGAACCCAUACAUACAAACUAAUUGAUCAAAUGGGUGGCGAAGACAAGAAAGAUGAGACCAUUAAUUUGGAUCCCAAAACUGAAGCCGUCUUCAAGAAGAAAGGUUAUGAGUUGCAGAAGAAGUUGGCUGAGGGAGCCUUCGGGCAGGUUUACAAAGCAAAGAAUACAAAGACUGGCGAUAAAGUGGCCGUAAAAGUGAUGAAUUUGGACAAAGUAGGAGAAAAAUUCAAAGAGAAAUUUCUGCCGCGAGAGAUGGCCGCUCUGAUUGGUGUUAAACACGAAAACACGUGUGAAUUAUAUGAUAUCAUUAAAGCUAAUCAUCGGUUAUACAUAUUUAUGGAGUUCUGCGGCGGCGGUGAUAUCAGCGGUUACGUCCAAAAGAACGGAGCGCUCAGUGAGGAAAAGACCUGCUUCUGGUUCACCCAAACGGCUCAGGCAUUGUCUUUCAUGCACCAAAAUCUUCAUAUGGCGCACCGGGACAUCAAAAUCGAUAACAUUCUUCUCACUGAAAAUCAAAUGGCAAAACUGACUGAUUUUGGAUUCGCUAAGAUUUGUUGGGACGAAAAAAAGGAUAAAAUGGAACUCUCAAAGACCUACUGCGGUACCGAACCCUACGAAUGUCCACAAAUUGUGGCCAGAGUUCCAUACAAUGCGUUUGCCGCCGACGUCUGGGCAAUGGGUGUCGUCCUCUUCUGUAUGCUUCAGAACAAAUUCCCUUUCCAUUGGAACGACAAGAAAAAGUUUAUCAAAGAACAAAAGGACAAGAAGUAUAUCGAGGAACGAUUGGGAACCAAAUUGAGUCAAGACUGUCGAGAUUUACAUAUCCAGUGCUGGACUGAAGAUGAAGGCAAACGCAUCACUAGUCAAGACUUAUUGAACCAUCCGUGGAUUACACGCAAAGGCAAAUAGUCAUACAAUUUAUAUAUUGGACUCACAUUUGCUGUUGACUUAUGACAACAAAUCUUGUAAAAUAUCUUCUAAUUCAUAGCCAUUUGUUUGAAAUUUUGAAAA
Oppia nitens is the source of this 1099-nucleotide messenger RNA. Its product is annotated as testis-specific serine/threonine-protein kinase 4-like. Gene Ontology annotation, cellular component: cytoplasm. Bases 119 to 997 code for a protein of 292 amino acids. NCBI's taxonomy places the organism in Eukaryota, Metazoa, Arthropoda, Arachnida, Sarcoptiformes, Oppiidae. Gene Ontology annotation, molecular function: protein serine/threonine kinase activity; ATP binding. The record is from RefSeq and is a predicted model, not a curated record. Gene Ontology annotation, biological process: peptidyl-serine phosphorylation; autophagy. The transcript has a single exon.